CCCCCAUGCCGUGCUCUUGCCGAUGGAUCAAGCCCAACUCCAAUCGAUCCUCGGCGCCGACCUCGGCCCGUUCCAAGCCCUAAUCUCUCAGCUCAUGUCCACCGCCAACGACCAGCGAUCUCACGCCGAGUCCAUCUUCAACUUCGUCCGCGAUCACCACCCCGACGCCCUAGCCCUCAAGCUCGCCGCCCUCCUCCACCAAUCCUCCGUCAUCGAGAUUCGCGCCAUGUCGGCGAUCCUUCUGCGCAAGCAGUUGACGGCGUCGUCCUCGUCCGGAGACUCGCAGCCGUCGUACCUGGUGCCGAGGCUUCUCGGCGCAGACGGCCAAGUUUGAGCUGAAGUCGCUGCUUCUGUCCAACGUGGCAGGGCGGGAGGAGGUGAAGACGAUUCUAAGAAGAAGCUUUGCGAUACGGUGUCGGAACUGGCCUCGAAUCUGUUGCCUGAUAAUGCGUGGCCGGAGAUGCUGCCGUUUAUGUUUCAGGCGGUGACUUCGGAUUCGCCGAAGCUUCAAGAGUCCUCGCUGUUGAUCUUCUCGCAGUUGGCUCAGUAUAUCGGGGAUACGCUGCUGCCGCAUCUUGGAAUGCUGCAUGGUGUGUUUUUGCAGGCGUUGACGAAUUCGAGCUCGGUGGAUGUGAGGAUUGCUUCGCUUGGGGCGUCGAUUAAUUUCAUACAGUGCUUGACGUCGGCUUCGGAUAGGGAUAAGUUCCAGGAUCUGUUGCCGGCGAUGAUGAGGACUUUGACAGAGUCGUUGAAUUCGGGGCAGGAGUCGACAGCGCAGGAAGCCUUGGAGCUGCUUAUAGAGCUUGCAGGCAGCGAGCCAAGGUUCUUGAGGAGGCAGUUGCCUGAAGUUAUUGGAGCUAUGCUGCAGAUUGCGGAGGCUGACGGGUUGGAGGAGGGGACGAGGCAUUUGGCUGUGGAGUUUGUGAUUACGCUGGCAGAGGCAAGGGAGAGGGCACCGGGGAUGAUGAGGAAGCUGCCACAGUUUGUUGGGAGGCUGUUUGCCGUGCUGAUGAAGAUGUUGCUUGAUAUUGAGGAUGAACCCGCCUGGCAUUCUGCGGAGGUGGAGGAUGAAGAUGCGGGAGAGACGAGCAAUUAUAGCGUGGGACAAGAGUGCUUGGAUAGGCUCUCGAUUGCACUUGGAGGGAAUACCAUUGUUCCUGUUGCUUCAGAGUUGUUGCCGGCUUAUCUUGCUGCUCCUGAGUGGCAGAAGCAUCAUGCUGCUUUGAUUACACUUGCCCAGAUUGCAGAGGGUUGCUCAAAGGUAAUGAUUAAAAACUUGGAACAAGUGGUAAACAUGGUCUUGAACUCAUUCCAAGAUCCGCAUCCAAGAGUGAGAUGGGCGGCAAUUAAUGCCAUUGGCCAACUCUCCACGGAUUUGGGUCCAGAUUUGCAAGUACAGUAUCACCAUAAGGUGCUGCCGGCUUUGGCCUCUGCUAUGGAUGAUUUCCAGAACCCCCGAGUACAGGCACAUGCUGCUUCAGCUGUUCUGAAUUUCAGCGAGAACUGCACGCCGGAGAUUUUGACACCGUACUUGGAUGGAAUUAUUAGCAAAUUGCUUGUAUUGCUACAGAAUGGGAAGCAGAUGGUACAAGAGGGAGCUUUGACAGCUUUAGCAUCUGUUGCCGAUUCAUCUCAGGAGCAAUUCCAGAAGUACUAUGAUGCUGUCAUGCCAUAUCUGAAAGCUAUUUUGAUGAAUGCAACUGACAAGUCCAAUCGUAUGCUUCGUGCUAAAUCCAUGGAAUGCAUUAGUUUGGUCGGUAUGGCUGUGGGGAAGGAGAAAUUCAGGGAUGAUGCUAAACAGGUUAUGGAAGUGUUGAUGUCACUUCAAGGAUCUCAGCUGGAGACAGAUGAUCCAAUAACAAGCUACAUGCUUCAAGCAUGGGCUAGACUUUGCAAGUGCUUAGGUCAAGAUUUUCUUCCAUACAUGAGUGUUGUCAUGCCUCCACUUCUUCAGUCUGCACAGCUCAAACCAGACGUGACCAUAACCUCUGCUGAUUCUGAUGAUGAUAUAGAUGAAUCAGAUGAUGAAAGCAUUGAGACUAUCACUCUUGGGGACAAAAGGAUUGGUAUUAGAACUAGUGUCUUGGAAGAGAAAGCCACAGCUUGCAACAUGCUUUGCUGUUAUGCUGAUGAGCUCAAGGAGGGUUUCUACCCAUGGAUCGAUCAGGUUGCUCCUACUUUGGUUCCUCUUCUCAAAUUUUAUUUCCAUGAAGAGGUUAGGAGGGCAGCAGUUUCAGCUAUGCCAGAGUUAUUACGUUCUGCUACGUUGGCAGUAGAAAAGGGGCAAGCUCAAGGUCGUGAUCAGUCCUAUGUGAAACAAUUGUCUGAUUAUAUAAUUCCAGCAUUGGUGGAAGCUCUGCAUAAGGAACCUGAAACAGAAAUUUGCGCGAGCAUGUUGGAUUCAUUGAAUGAAUGCAUACAGCUCUCUGGACCACUUCUUGAUGAAAGCCAGGUCAGAUGUAUUGUAGAUGAGAUCAAGCAUGUGAUCACAGCAAGCACAACCCGGGCAGAAGAUUUUGAUGCUGAAGAAGGAGAAUUGCUUAAAGAAGAAAAUGAACAGGAGGAAGAAGUGUUUGAUCAGGUUGGCGACUGCUUGGGUACUUUGAUUAAAACCUUCAAAGCUUCUUUCUUGCCAUUCUUUGAUGAACUCUCAGUUUAUAUUACACCUAUGUGGGGCAAGGAUAAAACCACUGAGGAGAGAAGAAUUGCCAUUUGCAUUUUUGAUGAUGUUGCAGAGCAAUGUCGUGAAGCAGCUCUUAAAUAUUAUGACACAUUUGUUCCAUUCCUGUUAGAAGCAUGCAAUGAUGCAAAUCCAGAUGUUCGACAGGCUGCCGUUUAUGGAAUUGGUGUAUGUGCUGAAUUUGGCGGUUCAGUGUUUCGACCUCUUGUCGGAGAGGCCUUAUCCAGGUUAAACAAUGUGAUAAGGCAGCCUGAUGCACAAAAUGCGGACAAUAUAAUGGCAUAUGACAAUGCUGUUUCAGCUCUAGGGAAGAUAUGCCUAUUCCAUCGUGAUGGCAUUGAUGCCUCUCAGAUUAUUCCGGCUUGGUUAAGCUGCUUGCCAAUAAAAAAUGAUCUGAUUGAGGCCAAAAUUGUACAUGAGCAGCUAUGUUUCAUGGUUGAAAGGUCGGACAGAGAGUUGUUGGGACCCAAUAACCAGUUCCUUCCUAAAAUCCUUUCCGUGUUCGCUGAGGUGUUCUGUGCAGGCAAAGAUCUAGCCACAGAACAAACUGCCAGCAGGAUGAUCAAUCUAUUGAUGAGGCAGCUUCAGCAGACAAUGCCACCUGCUGUGCUGGCUUCGACAUUGUCAUCUUUGCAGCCUCAGCAGCAGCUUGCAUUGCAAUCGGUAAUGUCAUCGUAAAUAUCAAUCUUUUUUGGUGCAUUGUCAUGGGGAUCUUCCCAGUUUGCCUGUUUUCAUCUUUUAUGUUUCCCAUUCUUUAUGCUCACUUUGUUCUGAGUGGAUUUUUGUGGUUGAUGAUUGCAUCCCUCCGUCGAUUAUCACGAGUGGGAACUUCUUGGUUAAUUGUCUUUGGGUGUAGACAGUGUAUAGUAUUAAAGGGGUCAAAUUCAUAUCAUCUGUUGUAUUAUCUCCUUCACCCAAGGGAAAUAGGUGAAAAAAGAGAAAAAAAGAAAAACUUGCCGCAUGUUGGCAUUUGAGAGUUUUGUUAUAAUUUUUUUUAAUGCGAGUGAUCGGUUGAGAGAGUGUAAGGAAUGCUUUUCUUGUCUCAUUUUUGGUGCUUGAUGUCCUUUUUGGCCCCCUAUUCAAACUUCAAAGUAAAGAGAUUUGUUUAUUUGUC
Asparagus officinalis (garden asparagus) is the source of this 3794-nucleotide messenger RNA. RefSeq names its product importin-5-like. Gene Ontology annotation, cellular component: nucleus; cytoplasm. Lineage: Eukaryota; Viridiplantae; Streptophyta; Magnoliopsida; Asparagales; Asparagaceae. Gene Ontology annotation, biological process: protein import into nucleus. Gene Ontology annotation, molecular function: protein binding; nuclear import signal receptor activity. The record is from RefSeq and is a predicted model, not a curated record.